AUGCACCCCUAUCUCAUGUCACGUUCUGAUCCACCUCUGUGUUCUGUUUUCAGCACAUCUUAUAUAAGGGUACCCGAUGAGAGAGCCAUAUUUGCUGAGCAUCUGGUUCACGGGACACUCUCCACAAUGCACUACUACACCUCGGCUUUGCUUUUGGGAGUGCUCGUUGCCUGCACGGGUGGCUCGAUCCUCCGCGAUUCCCGAACGAGCGAGUGCUUCCCCGGCUUCUACCAGUGCGACACGGGCGUCUGCAUCCCCGAGUCCGACCGCUGCGACGGGGUCUUGAACUGCGUUACCGGAGACGACGAGAUGAACUGCGAAGCGACCGAGAACUCGCCCAGGGUCGAGGAAUGCUUCCCCGGUUAUUACCAGUGCGAUACUGGGACCUGCAUUCCGGAGUCGUUCGUGUGCAAUGGUAUAGCCAACUGCGUUACGGGCGACGACGAGAAGAACUGUGGCCAGACGGGGAACAGCACUUCAGAAGUCCGUGUGAAGUGCAGUUCCUUCUCCUACGAAUGUGCCGGAGGAGUGUGUGUGCCUCUGGAUAAAGUGUGCGACUCUCUCU
This is a messenger RNA of Penaeus indicus, 565 nucleotides long. RefSeq names its product low-density lipoprotein receptor class A domain-containing protein 3-like. NCBI's taxonomy places the organism in Eukaryota, Metazoa, Arthropoda, Malacostraca, Decapoda, Penaeidae. Gene Ontology annotation, cellular component: plasma membrane. Gene Ontology annotation, molecular function: protein binding. The annotation marks the transcript as partial. The record is from RefSeq and is a predicted model, not a curated record. The transcript is spliced from 5 exons.